GCAGCCAUUGAGAAAUACUGUGAGAGCUGUGAUUGGUUACAGCUUAUCACAUGGUACAAGGCUAGUGUGACUGGCCUUGUGCCAUGUGACAUCUUGUUUACUACUGUUCAUGUGAUCAUUGAUUGGCCAAUCAGUGAUCACAUGAAUCAGGACCUCACACAGAGGUCCCGUACACCAUUAAGAACUACUGUGUGAGCUGUGAUUGGUUACAGCUUGUCACAUGGUACAAGGCUGUUGUGAAUAGCCUUGUCCCAUGUGACUUCUGUGAUCAUUCACAGAU
Molecule: messenger RNA, 280 nt
Organism: Staurois parvus
Lineage: Eukaryota; Metazoa; Chordata; Amphibia; Anura; Ranidae
Source: the annotation of a GenBank genome assembly